AUGAGGAUAUACCAAAGAUUGAAAUCGUUGACUCGAAGACUUUCAGUAAUCAACAUUAAGGAGAGCAUCCAUACUCUUUUUCUUUCACUUAGUUUUAUCCUACUGAAUUUUUAUAGCAAGAUUUUAAUGAGAUAUGUACGCGUCAGGCGCUAUUUUGGAGAACUAGGGCUAUUCCUUUUUAACUUCAAUAAAACCCUGAACCACUUUUAUGCACUCUCUUCUAAACCCAGACGCCUGCCGCGCUUCUCCUGGUACUUCCCUUUAUGUUCUCAGCAAAUAAUUAAUCAGGGUUGCAUACACUUGGUAGCUGAAUUUAAGGAGACUAUGGAUGUUUCCAGUGAAGCACGUUACAAACCACCACCUGAGUUUGAGGAGGACAAAAAAGAUCCACUUGUUGAACUCAAUUUAACGGACUCAACAGAGCUAUGGCUCAUUCAGUGGCCCAUUAAUCAUGCUUCUGAUUUUGACGGGCAAGAACUGUCAUUGAAGCUUCACCAUGAUGGACAUUUGGGCAGUUUUGAAGGUUCUUCUGGAAAAUCAUAUGAAGUGGUUAGUUUCAAAUUCCAGGAUCCUGAGGCAACUGUUUUCUUAUCUUCGGCAUCAGAGUCAAAAAUCGCUGGGAAGAUCUCAAGGCGUGUAUCUCUUAUCCAUUACCCUGAACCUGGUGAACUCCAAAAGCACAAUAACAGUAACUUGAAAGAGAUGUCUCAGAGGUCUUCUGCAGCUACUUCAACAAUGUCGGGUCGUCACUUUGCAACUCCUCGAAGUUCUCGGCAAAGAAGCUCUCAAAUAAUGAGUGGUUAUGUUUCCUCCGCGCCUAGUAAAAACAAGAGUUCCAUGUCUGGUCAUGGGGAGUCUCCAAAGCCUCCAAAGAGAGGACGUGUUGAUGAGCAGAGUAAGUCCAUUGGUCAGUCUGCCCAAGAUUCAGGAAGAGGAAAUAGUGCAGUUACCUCGACUGGAUCCUUGGAGCAUUCUGACAAAAGAAAAUCAAAGAAGCAAAAGAAAAGUGAGGUUUGAAGUGUUGUAUGCUCAAGUAGUUAUAACAUACUGUCAUACCUUAGUACACUGGAUAUUCAUCUUUAUAAUAUGUUGUGCAUCUUUUACUCUAAAUUUGGAAGUUCCAACUCGAGAAAAUUUUGUUCUUUGCUUCAUUUUUGGGAUCAUUUGUUGAGUUU
Olea europaea var. sylvestris is the source of this 1175-nucleotide messenger RNA. Its product is annotated as mediator-associated protein 2-like. NCBI's taxonomy places the organism in Eukaryota, Viridiplantae, Streptophyta, Magnoliopsida, Lamiales, Oleaceae. The transcript is spliced from 7 exons. The record is from RefSeq and is a predicted model, not a curated record. The coding region runs from base 1 to 1017 and encodes 338 amino acids.